Messenger RNA from Tarenaya hassleriana, 4743 nucleotides. Its product is annotated as protein SMAX1-LIKE 3. The record is from RefSeq and is a predicted model, not a curated record. Lineage: Eukaryota; Viridiplantae; Streptophyta; Magnoliopsida; Brassicales; Cleomaceae. The coding region runs from base 1936 to 4509 and encodes 857 amino acids. The transcript has 4 exons.
UGGGAGGGUUUUCUUCUGAUCGGUUCUUCGCCUGCGAUUUUCUUCAGGCGUUUUCUCCGAUGAUCCUUCGGAAUCUACGAUCCCUCGUUGUUCAAUUUCUUUCUAGGAGCGUUGGAAGAGUGAGAUAGUACAUGUAGGAAAUAGUGGCCUUUGAACGAAGGCCUUGCAUAAAAACAAGUAAAAGCUGAAAUAAAGAUGAUUGGGGAAUGAAAGGAAGAUUUCUUGUUUUCUUGUGGGAGUAAAUAAUUAAAUAGCAAAAAAAUAAAAUAAUCUACGAACCAAAUGUGAUAUUAUUUUUUUCUAUAUUACCAUUUUCAUUUUAUAUGUAUUUAUGGAGUGCGUAUAUCAUGUAUGAUUCCUGAUUCCUCUUAUUAAAUUUAUAUUUACAUUUCUCCGUAUGUGGGAGAAUUAAAGUAUAAAUCUGAUCCAAUAUUCCUAGGCAAAGGUGAAUAUAUAGUGAUGCAUUUAUUUUCUUUACAAGUUCAGGUAUCAUUUGAUCUUACAUGAUUAAUUUCAUUCCUUCUCAUUGAUUUCGUAGACGAAACUUAGGUGUCGAGGCACAAAUGUUAUAAGUUUGGGUACUCCCGAUCUUGAUUUCCGAAACCUAAAAAAUGAUUUUCAUAAGUAGGAUGCAUCACAUAUGAUAGAUUUUUUUUUUAAAAAAAGAAUAUCACUGUACAUAUACACCCCACUAAAGCCUGCCUUGUAAUACUAUUGGUUGUGUUGGAAACAUGGUUGUCUUUUUAUAUUGUUCAUUUUUUUUUAUUCUUUCUUGUUCUAAACACUUCGUUUUCUUCUUCUCUUUCUAUUUAAAUGAAAGAUAUGGUCCAAAAGCUAUACACUUUAUGAAAGUAAUGAAGGCAAAUAGAUUGAUAUAUAUAUAUAUAUAUAUUCUUUACAAAGAAAUCGAAUUCAAGCCAUGCAAUGUUUAUAAAAUCAUUCAUUGCAUGCCUUUUUUUUAUUCAUCCAAAUAAUAUAUUCUUGAAACUAUUCUAUUUGAUUGCUGAAAACAUAGUUGCUGCAAUACAUAUGGUUAGGUUACUUAGGUAUCUGCAAAUAUAUGUUUCGCUUGUGAUACUAUGUUACUAUGUUGAAUUUCACAGGAGAAAAGAAGAACAAUAUACCUAAUCAAAUCAUCCUUACAAGAUCUAUUUAGGUCAAACCAAACGAGACCGGUGGUUUAGGUCUAAACCGGUCUCACUCUAAUAUUUCUUUUGUUUUUUCUUCCCAUGUUGUUGCUGACAUGUGACUACUAGCUUGCUUGACAGGGAUCUAGACUUGGAGGAGACUGUUGUCUCCAAAAGAAUGUUGGGACUUGGCUAGUCAUAGGUUCUAUAAAUGAUAUGCGAAGAUUUUGUACCAAAUGUUCUUCUUGGGGUUAUAUAAAUGAAAUCAAGAUUUAUAUCCAUAACUUGUGGGUGCUUUAGUUUUACUAAAAUCAAUGUAUACACUUUGCAUAAAAGGGAGAGACCCACUCGGCAGCAGUACCCAUUGCAUCUUUUGUGAAGUUUGAGAGGGAGAGAAUAAGGGCAAAGCUAAGUUGCCUUUGGCUUUUAGAACUGUUGCAACCCUUCCUUCUUGUCAUCACAUGCAUCCCACUUUGCUCUACAAAAUCCACUUUGGACCCUCUCAAAACACAUUGCCUCUCCCACAAGAAAAGCAUUACUUCUUCCUCUUUCAUAUACACUUUAACACCUUCCCUUCUCUUCCUCUCCCUCUCCCUUCUUCCUCACCUCCACCUUAUUAACUCACCUCUUAACUUCACAUAAAACUUCCUUAAAACCAAAUACCAAAGAGAUCACUAAGUUCUCUGUUGAGUUAAAUGAAGCCAAAACCCUUCAAUCCUUGUCUUUAGUGUUCCCUCCUCGUUCCAUUUCCCUUCUUUGCCACUGUUUCAGUCUCUUGUCACUAUUUAUACACACACAAAUACUAAGUAUGAGAGCAGGGGGUUGCACGCUGCAGCAAGCGCUGACGCCAGAGGCAGCCAGCGUGGUGAAACAAGCCAUGGCUUUGGCUCGAAGGCGUGGCCAUGCUCAGGUCACUCCUCUCCACGUGGCUAGCACCAUGCUCUCUGCCUCCACUGGCUUACUCCGUACGGCUUGUCUCCAAUCACAUACUCACCCUCUCCAGUGCCGAGCCCUCGAGCUCUGCUUAAACGUAGCCCUCAACCGUUUACCCACUUCCACUGGUAGCCCUAUGCUGGGUGCUCCUACCUCUCCUUGCCCUUCGAUAUCCAACGCUUUGGUUGCAGCUUUCAAGCGUGCACAAGCUCACCAACGACGUGGAUCCAUCGAGAGCCAGCAGCAACCGAUCUUGGCCGUGAAGAUCGAGUUGGAGCAGCUAAUAAUUUCGAUUCUUGAUGACCCUAGUGUGAGUAGAGUGAUGAGAGAGGCUGGUUUCACUAGCACUCAGGUGAAGAGCAAGGUCGAGGAAGCUGUUUCUUUGGAGAUUUGUUCCAAGACCACCUCUUCGAGUAAACCUAAAGAAGGAUCCGACAGCACUUUCCCUCUCUCUCAGACCAAGACAGACAAGUUAUCAACGCGGGUUUGCGAGAAAGAUGUCAUGUAUGUUGUGGAAAAUCUUGUGGACAAGAGGAGGAGGAACUUUGUGAUCAUCGGUGAGUGUUUGGCCACUAUCGAUGGAGUUGUAAGAGCGGUGAUGGAGAAAGUCGACAAAAGAGACGUCCCCGACGCAUUGAAAGACAUAAAGUUUAUAACUUUAUCAUUUUCCUCGUUCGGACAGCCGAGUAGAACGGAAGUCGAACAGAAGCUGGAAGAGCUUGAAAAGCUUGUGAAGAGCUGUAUAGGCAAAGGGGUGAUUCUAAAUCUUGGUGAUCUUAAUUGGUUUGUCGAAUAUAGAACAAGAAGUUCGGGCGAUCAUCAACUUGGAAGAGGUAACAAUUACUGUGCAGUGGAACAUAUGAUAAUGGAGAUUGGUAAACUGGCUCGUGAAUUGAUGAUGGGAGGUAAUGGAAGGUUUUGGCUCAUGGGAAUUGCAACUUCUCAAACUUACUUGAGAUGCAAGUCAGGUCAUCCUUCUCUUGAGCUGCUUUGGUGCCUUUCAGCUCUCACUAUUCCGGCGAGUAGCCUCCGCUUGAAUCUCAUCUCCGACGGCGAGGUCGAGAUUGAAAACCACGGCCUGAUGGUCAAGAAAACAGAGACCAAUUUGAUACAGCCACUGCAGCCGCUACAGCUGACAGCAGGGACUGUAGUGGUUGCAGAAGUCGAGCAGCUCACUUGCUGCCGGGAAUGCUCAGUGAAGUUUGAGACAGAAGCUCGAAGCUUGCAAUGCAGCAGCAGCAACAGCUGUAACGCCACUACAGCUCUCCCGGCUUGGCUUCAACAGUACAAGAAAGAGACUCAGCAAGUUCAGAACCACAACAAUGAUUAUACUGAUUCAGGUUCUAUCAAAGAGCUUCGCAUGAAGUGGAACUCUAUCUGCAAUUCAAUUCACAAGAAACCAUCAGAAAACUCCCUUACAUUGUCUUCUCUUUCUCCUUCUUCCAUCUCUUACGAGUUUCAUCGUCCAAAAACUCUGCAUCGAAGCAACAGUGAUUGGCCUGUGAUCGAAUCUAACAAGUAUUGUCAUUCCUUGAUGCCAGAGACAUCCGAUGUUGUCCCUGCUGAACCCAACUUGAGAUUAUUCAUCCCUGACAGCGAUAACUUUCAGAAAACUGGGAAGCUUUUUCCUUCAAACCCGAAUUCCUCGAUGAAUUCUGCGGCCUCUUCGAGUGAAGCAAUGGAUAUGGAGUAUGUCUCCAAGUACAAGGAGAUGAAUCCUGAGAAUCUAAGUGUUCUAUGUGAUGCCUUGGAGAAGAAGGUACCGUGGAAGAAGGAUAUAAUACCCGAGAUAGCGAGCACGAUCUUGAAAUGUAGGUCGGGAUCGACUACUAGGAAGCAACCUAAGGACAAAAACAAGGAUCUAAAGGAAGAAACUUGGUUCUUUUUCGAAGGAGUUGAUGUCGAAGCCAAAGAAAAGAUUGCUAGAGAGUUGGCAGAGCUCGUUUUCGGGUCAGAGAACAGAUUUGUUUCCAUUUGUUUGAGCAGUUUCUCCUCGACAAGAGCUGAUUCUACCGAAGAUCUGAGGAACAAGAGGGCAAGAGAUGAACAGAGUUGGAGUUACAUAGAGAAAUUCUCUGAAGCGAUAUCGAGCGAUCCACAUAGAGUGUUCUUCGUGGAAGAUAUCGAACAAGCUGAUUACUUUUCCCAAAUGGGUUUCAAAAGAGCCAUAGAAAGAGGAAGAGUUCACAACGCAAAUGGCGAGGAAUCUUCAGUUGGAGAUUCAAUUGUGAUAUUGAGCUGUGAAAGCUUCAGAUCGAGAUCGAGAGCAUGUUCCCCUCGGAAAUCGGACGGUUCAGAUCAUUCGGAGGAUAAAAACGUGACACUUGAUCUGAAUCUUUCUCUUGAAGAUGAUGAUGGUCCUGAGGAUCAAUCCAGUGAUGAGAUUGGGUUACUUGAAGCUGUUGACGGACGGUUUCAUUUCAGAUAUCAUCAUCAUCAUGAUGCAUGAUCAUGAAGAAGGAAAUGAUCGAUCCCAUGCAUGAACCAACAUGGUGGUGAUGAUCAUAAUGCUUCUUGUUCUUGAACUUUCCAAUUUAUUUUCUUUGUUCAAACAUGUAGCUGAAGUUUUUUUUUUUUUUGGCUUAGGGAAUUUCUAAAUGGGUAAAAGAAAUAGGAAUUUUUCUUCUCUUUUUUCCCCUUUUAUGUAAAAUUCUGAUAUGUGAAUGAUCAUAUAUAUUAUGUA